UCUUACUUGUUUAACGAUUGCAGUCAAACCACUGUUAACCGUCGUCGGAGUCGAAUGUUCGUCCAGGAUAGACUUGUGCCAAAUUAUAAUUAUUAACUUUAACUCUUAAAAAACCGUCCGUUUGUUAAUAAUUUUGUUUUUCUUCUUUUUUUUUAACUUACUCGUUUCGUGGGUAAGUUUGAGGCAAGAUUAAGUGAGAUUAAUACAAAAGUUUAAGUGAAAAUAGAAAACAAAAUUAGCUGAAAUGAUUGUUAAUUAACAUAAAAAGUGCUAAGAUAUACCGUUAUAAUUAAAAGCCCAUAACAAAUUUAUUAUAUGAUCAUCAUAUGAUUCUUUCAAAAGUGAUUGUGAAUUAAAAUUAAAAAAAAGUGAAUUGAUGAAAAGUUCGUAAUUUAACAACAACAAAAAUUGAAACUUAAAAUUAAACAUCUGCAGUUUUAAGGAAACAGAAGAGCAUCAAGAGAAACUAAAAGAAUGACGCCGCUUAGUAGCGCUGGAUUGUUGCUCCUACUUUGUGUCGGCGGAACAUUCACUGCAGAUAUUUUCAUGGCGACGAUGGGUGGAACAAAAUCACAUAAAAUUCCUUUUUGGGAGCUGGCCAAGGGACUUAUUUCUAGAGGACACAAUAUAACAUUUCUAAGCGGAUUUCCAGCAGAUUUCUCUAUAAAUGGACUGCAUGAGAUAACUCCAUCUGGUCUAGUAGAAUAUAUACAUAACUACACAAACUGGGAUCUAUUGGGUGCUAGAAUGUCUGGAGAAAUGCCAAUAUCAAUUUGGGAUGGUAUUCGUUAUGCAUUUCAGUCUUGUGACGCAAUGCUUGAAGAUGCAGAAACCAAAGAGCUGAUGAAUCGUAACUUCGAUUUGGCUAUUCUGGACGGUGCUUUCCCAGAGUGUGCCCUUGGCAUGGUGCGCCACUAUAAGAUUCCAUUUAUGUACAUGAAUACGGUUGGCUUCUAUACGGGAAGUCUAUCGGUUGCAGGAAACCCAGGAUCCUACGCCAUCACUCCGAACUUCUACACAGCCUUCACCGAUAACAUGAAUCUGAUUGAAAGAGCCGUCAAUACUGCGAUGCAGAUAUCUUUUACAAUGAUGCAUAAGCUUGUCAUUGGAUUGGUGCAUAAGGUGCUGCAAGACCGUCUCGGACCGGACCAUCCACAUCCGUAUGACAUUUCAAAGAAUGUUAGUUUCAUUUUGCAGAACGGCCACACUGUGGUGUCCUACCCGCGAGCUUUGAAUCCCAAUAUCGCCGAAGUUGCAUGCAUCCACUGCAAACCGGCUCGACCACUGCCAAAGGACUUGGAGGAAUUCAUAGCAUCUGCGGGUGAAUCUGGUUUCAUUUAUGUUUCCAUGGGAUCAUCGGUGAAGGCAUCCAAUAUGCCAGAAUCACUACGUAGGCUGAUGGUUAAGACAUUCGCCCGUCUGCCUUAUCAUGUGCUAUGGAAAUGGGAAGGAAGUGCAUCGGAGAUGCAUGAUUUAACUCCAAAUGUCAAGCUAAGUCGUUGGUUGCCACAGCAAGAUAUUUUGGGACAUCGUAAGUUGCGAGCAUUUGUCACACAUGGUGGAUUGUUGAGCAUGUACGAGACGGUGUACCAUGGAGUGCCUGUGGUGACAAUGCCUGUAUUCUGUGAUCAUGAUGUCAACUCAGCCAAGGCGGAAGUUGAUGGCUAUGCUGUGAAAUUAAAUCUGGAAACUUUAACGGCCGAUAAACUUUAUAAGUCGAUAAUGAAGGUGGUACACGAUCCGGCUUACCGACAAGCUGCAAGAUUCCGUCAGAGGCUUCUUUUGGACCAAAGAAGUUCAGCUCUUGAUACAGCAGUUUAUUGGACAGAAUACGUUCUUAGAUAUAAUGGAGCUUAUCAUUUGCAAUCACCUGCUCGAAAUUUGAGCUCAAUCCAAUAUUAUCUUUUGGAUGUAUUUGCCUUGUAUUUUGCAGUCUUCGCCUUAUCAAUUUACAUCUUGAAACGCAUCCUUCGGUCAGAUGUGAUAAUAUCCUUAACAAACAAAGAAAAGAAACUUUAAGAAAA
Molecule: messenger RNA, 2024 nt
Organism: Eupeodes corollae
Lineage: Eukaryota; Metazoa; Arthropoda; Insecta; Diptera; Syrphidae
Gene: Ugt50B3
Product: UDP-glucosyltransferase 2
Exons: 7
Coding region: 475-2019 (514 amino acids)
Molecular function (GO): UDP-glycosyltransferase activity
Source: RefSeq, a predicted model, not a curated record